AAUAAAUCGCGAAAGCUUGAUAAGAAGAAAUAGUUGGGGUUUAAAGGAGAGGGUAGUGGUUCUUCUCUUCUCUCUGCAACCUGCAAUGGUUUCGCUACCAACAUGGUGUCGCUACAUUGCCCACAAGCUCGAAUACUCCGUUUCCCUCAGCUGGAAGAACUACAAAGGAGGUCAAAUUACAGACAGAGAAUUUGGCGAUGUUGUUUGGAAAAACUUUUUUCAAGGAAAGAUGACAUACUUGCAUUGGAAUAAAGGAGAGGAGAUGGCACCUACGAUCGAUGGAAAAUCAGUUACCCUUAUUCGGAAAUUACCAACUGCAGACCCAGCGCGUGUUUUUGUAGGAGAUGUUGUGGUUUUGAAGGACCCUGAGAAGCCAGAUAACUACCUAGUCAGAAGAUUAGCUGCGAUUGAAGGUUAUGAAAUGGUUUCUACCGAUGAAAAGGAUGAACCCUUUAUUCUUGAAAAGGAUGAAUGCUGGGUAGUGGCUGAAAAUGAAAAAAUGAAAGCCAAGGAGGCGAAUGAUAGCCGAACAUUUGGUCCAGUUCAGAUGACAGACAUUGUAGGCAGAGUCAUAUACUGCCUGCGAAGUGCUGUAGACCAUGGCCGUAUACAGAACAGUUAUUUCGGCAUGAAAAAGGAUACGCCAGUGUUGGAAGUGGAACUUGAUGUUGAUGAGAUGGCAAAGAAUCAAAAAGUCUGAACUUUUUUCCCGAGAAACACUGACUAGUUUACUUUACGUAUGCCUUAGUUUCUUCUUGUGGACUUUCCAUGAAGCACAGAUGCAGAAUAAAACAUGAUUUUUAAAUUGUUGCAAUGGGGAUGGUGGUGUGUCCUUAGCAUGCUAGGCAAUUGGCUCGUUCUUCCCAACCACCAAAUUUGAAGCGGCCUGUGUUAAAGCUCGAGCUCAACAUUAUUGUAAGCCAAGUUCUAGCAAGGACUUAUUUUGGUCUGUAUGUUUGGCUCUAUUCGUAAGUCAUCAUUUGGCUCAAAAAUUGACCAAAUUUUGGUCUGUUUGAUAUGAUGGUUUCAAAUAUUUUCAUUCUGUUCGCUGCUCAAUGAAUAUGGUAAAAAGUUGUUGUGAA
Messenger RNA from Cajanus cajan (pigeon pea), 1082 nucleotides. RefSeq names its product mitochondrial ATP-independent inner membrane protease subunit 2. The record is from RefSeq and is a predicted model, not a curated record. Lineage: Eukaryota; Viridiplantae; Streptophyta; Magnoliopsida; Fabales; Fabaceae. Gene Ontology annotation, molecular function: serine-type endopeptidase activity.